Molecule: messenger RNA, 534 nt
Organism: Vigna angularis (adzuki bean)
Lineage: Eukaryota; Viridiplantae; Streptophyta; Magnoliopsida; Fabales; Fabaceae
Product: agamous-like MADS-box protein AGL29
Exons: 1
Coding region: 1-534 (177 amino acids)
Biological process (GO): regulation of transcription by RNA polymerase II
Molecular function (GO): protein dimerization activity; DNA-binding transcription factor activity, RNA polymerase II-specific; RNA polymerase II cis-regulatory region sequence-specific DNA binding
Source: RefSeq, a predicted model, not a curated record
AUGGGUCGUCGUAAAAUUGAAAUUGCAGCAGUGAAGGAUCCUAAUACGAGACAAGUCACAUUUUCAAAGCGUCGAACAGGUUUAUUCAAAAAGGCGAAUGAACUAUCGAUACUGUGCGGUGCAGAAAUUGCAAUUGUCGUGUUCUCUAUUGGAAACAGACCUUACUCUUUUGGGCACCCAGGUGUCGAUGCUGUUGCAGCCAAAUUUCUUGAACAUGAAAUCGUCAAAUCAAAUGAUGUCGAACAAAACAACGUAGAAGUUGGUGACAUUGGUAGGUUGAAUCAACAACUGUUAGAUAUUGAAGCCCGAAUACUUGUGGAGGAAAAGAAGGGCUUAGAGCUUGAUCAGAUACUAAAACAGCACCAACUGUCACAGCCUUCCCAAUUUAAACAAUUACAAGAUUCAUAUUUAGAAUUCCAACGUAGGCUGAAAGAUUACACUGAUGCGAUUGAGGUAUCAGAAUGUUUGAUUCUACUUGCACAAGAACCCGUUGUCCAAAUAACAAAACAGGUGAAGAAAAGAAGAAAGAAUUGA